Mercenaria mercenaria is the source of this 1417-nucleotide messenger RNA. RefSeq lists its product as uncharacterized. The transcript is spliced from 9 exons. NCBI's taxonomy places the organism in Eukaryota, Metazoa, Mollusca, Bivalvia, Venerida, Veneridae. The coding region runs from base 547 to 1188 and encodes 213 amino acids. The record is from RefSeq and is a predicted model, not a curated record.
AUCAUUUCAAUAUGAUAUAAUUCGCACCAUCGACAGUUAUACUAUAUGAAGUGUAACAUCAAACAUAUAUUAUUGAAAGGGUAAUAAAUUUACUAUGGUAUCGGAUAUUACGUUUAUUUUCCUAUUAUAUAUUGGCAUUGCAGGUUGUACUUACUACGAAACUGCAGAUGUAUCCAGCUGGAAUGAAACUGCGGAGAAGUGUGACCUGGCAACUCCAGAUUUAAUGUUUAAAUCAGGUGAAUACCGCGCAAACAUUAAGGACGAAGAUUGGAAUGGACAGGCGCAAGUAUGGAUCGGAUAUUUCAUGGCCGUUCAGCGAUUUGAUUAUAUCGGCUGUUUGAAAAUUGGAGGGAAAAAGCAGACUUUGUGAAGCAGUUUAACACACCAGGAAUUUGUCACUCUGCAUGUAAAAGUACGGAUGUAAUCGGAGUGCACGACAAUGAGUGUUUUUGUUUACUGAACGAGAAUUUCGUGAAUGUAACACAGCCAUACUGUGACACGAUAUGUGAGGCACAGAAAGGUGUCGUCUGUGGUGGUGAUCAACAUAUGUCUGUUUAUAAGAUUGGCAAUGAACCCGAUAUUGGUCAUGAUGAAGAAACUGAGAAGAGCUGUCUCGGACUUGAAUACCAGCAGGUUUCAAAGAUUUUUAAGUGGCAACUGUGCAGCGAGUAUCUACGGCCGCUCUGUGCAUACAUUGAUUCGGAGACAAACACUGACGACAAACAUUAUCCCUGGGAGGUGGCUUCUAAUGAGUGUUUCAAGCGACAAACCAUACCUACAUCGUAUGAAACUGCUGAGCAGUUUAAGACGGUGCUUACUGGAAUAUACUGGACAGGGACUAUUAGAAGUCAAGGCAUUUAUAGUCGUGGUAGAUUGCGUAAGACACAGGCUCACGACCUGUAUGGUUAUUUGACUAAGAACACCAAAAACAUGACCUUUGUUAUGUUUACAAAGGAGAACAAAAAGCUAAAAGGACUUUGCCAAAUAGAUGAUUCUGGACACAAAACAAGCGGAGGAUCAGUUCCCGUGGAAGAAAUUGGGAUAGGAGUAGCGAUGUCGAUACUGGUUAUAGUCAUUAUAGGUUUUGGCGUCUACAAAUGGAGAAAAAGGAAACAGCAGUCGAGAGGAAAUUUGCUACCAACUGGAGUUGGUGGUGAAGUAUCAGGAGCGAGGUAUGGCAGGUUCUAGAGAAAAUGAUGAUAGCAUAUACGGCCAAGCAUUUCUAAGACAGAAACAGAUGGAUAAAAGCUAUGGAUAUCAGCUGAAGAAAAAAUAUUAAGAGAUAACAAGUACAAACCGAUGAGAAAAAAAUAAAAUAAAAAUAUUGCUUGAUUAUGUUAACAAUAAAAAUAUAUUUUUAUUUUAAGAAAUACAUUAACACUGCAAAACGAAAAACAAUAAAAUUUGAACAAUAAAA